CCCCGCCUCCAGUGAGGCGCGCUGAGCCCCCGCCCGGGGGUCGGGUUGGACUGGUGGACGGACGUGCGCCGAGUGGGCGCUGCCGGGGAAACCGUCGGCCUUCCCGGGCCGGUGCCCCGCGGCAGCAUGGACUACCUGACCACCUUCACGGGGAAGAGCGGGCGCCUUCUACGGGGCACGGCCAACCGCCUGUGGGGGUUCGGGGGCGGCGGCGAAGCCCGGCAGACACUGGCCAAAAGAAGAGCCUAGACAAGAAAGAUGGGAGACGAAUGUCUUUUCAGAAACCUAAAGGGACUAUUGAGUAUACCGUUGAAUCAAGGGAUUCGUUGAACAGUAUAGCCCUGAAAUUUGAUACAACGCCAAACGAACUUGUUCAAUUAAAUAAGUUAUUCUCCCGAGCAGUUGUUACUGGACAGGUUUUAUAUGUUCCUGAUCCUGAAUAUGUCUCCAGUGUUGAGAGCUCUCCAUCUCUAAGCCCCAUAAGCCCCCUGUCAUCAACAUCAUCUGAGGCUGAAUUUGAUAAGACCACUAAUCCUGAUGUAGUCCACCCAAAAGAAGCAACUCCCUCAUCUACUUUUACUGGUAUUCGACCUGCACGAGUUGUAUCUUCAACUUCUGAGGAGGAAGAAGCAUUUACAGAGAAAUUUCUAAAAAUUAAUUGCAAAUAUAUUACCAGUGGCAAGGGCACAGUCAGUGGUGUGCUGCUAGUUACACCAAAUAAUAUAAUGUUUGAUCCACAUAAAAGUGACCCCUUGGUUCAAGAGAAUGGCUGUGAGGAAUAUGGGAUCAUGUGUCCAAUGGAAGAGGUGAUGUCAGCUGCAAUGUACACAGAAAUUUUGGAUAGCAAAAUAAAGGAAUCCUUACCCAUAGAGAUAGAUCACUUAUCAGGAAGGGACCUCUGCCAUUUAAAGAAAAUUACAAGAGGUAACACUGAUGAAAUAGACUCAAGAAUCCGCGAUGCCGGUAAUGAUAGUGCCAGCACUGCUCCUAGGAGCACUGAGGAGUCUCUUUCUGAAGACGUGUUUACAGAAUCAGAACUCUCUCCUAUACGGGAGGAGCUUGUCUCUUCAGAUGAGCUGCGACAAGAUAAAUCAUCUGGUGCGUCAUCAGAGUCUGUGCAAACUGUCAAUCACAGUGGAGUAGAAUGUUCUACAGCCGUAUCAGAGUCUACUAGUUCAUCUGAUCCAUUAAAACCUGAUUCUGGACAUCCUACAAAUGAAGUUGGGGCCCUUUCUCUUAAAACUGAUUUAAAUAAUCUUGAAACAGCCACUAAAGAAAGUGAUCAGGCUACAGAUAAAUUUCAAGAAUCAUCAGGCCCUAAAGAAGAAAGCGUAAGUGUAAAAAGUCACGAAGACCAGAAUUUUCUUCUCAGUGAGAAUUCACUACACCAAGAACAGGAUGAAAAAGAAAGUGUGCCUUGUGGGGAAGCAACAGAAUUUAAGCAGCAGCACGCUGUCAAAAAAGGAAAAAAAGGAAAGGAGCACAAUCAGGUUGCAGAGACAGAGGUAGAAGAGCUACGGAAACUCUGGAAAACACACACUAUGCAGCAGACUAAACAGCAGAGGGAAAACAUCCAACAGGUGUCACAGAAAGACAUUAAGCAUAAAAUAGCAGCUGGUGAUCUAGAAGGUUCUGCACUUUUAAAAGAAAAGAGAAGGCAUCGAUUACAUAAGUUUUUAUGUCUCAGAGUUGGAAAACCAAUGAGGAAAACAUUUGUAUCUCAAGCAAGUGCAACAAUGCAGCAGUAUGCACAAAGAGAUAAGAAACAUGAAUAUUGGUUUGCUGUGCCACAAGAAAGGACAGACCACUUGUAUGCCUUCUUCAUUCAGUGGAGUCCAGAAAUAUAUGCAGAAGAUACUGGUGAAUAUACCAGAGAACCAGGAUUUAUAGUUGUAAAAAAGAUUGAAGAAUCUGAAACAAAUGAGGAUUCUACUAAUGAAGCAGCAGCCAGAGAAUGGGAGAUUACUACAAGGGAAGACAUAAAUUCAAAGCUAGUGGCUCCAGUGAAAGCAGACCUGGAGUCUGAGUCUUUUCGACCAAACCUAAGUGAUCCCAGUGAACUCUUGCUGCCAGAUCAAAUUGAAAAGGUUUUUGGUGCAUUAGCAUCUGAGCCUUUUAAAGUGAGUGAUGGCUUUUACGGUACUGGAGAGACCUUUGUUUUUACGUUCUGUCCAGAAUUUGAGAUUCUCAUUGUGAAAUUCCUAGAAACUUGA
This is a messenger RNA of Hipposideros armiger (great roundleaf bat), 2213 nucleotides long. RefSeq names its product oxidation resistance 1 (gene OXR1). The transcript has 12 exons. Gene Ontology annotation, biological process: response to oxidative stress. Gene Ontology annotation, cellular component: nucleus. NCBI's taxonomy places the organism in Eukaryota, Metazoa, Chordata, Mammalia, Chiroptera, Hipposideridae. The record is from RefSeq and is a predicted model, not a curated record. Bases 270 to 2213 code for a protein of 647 amino acids.